Messenger RNA from Aureobasidium musti, 609 nucleotides. The record is from the annotation of a GenBank genome assembly. NCBI's taxonomy places the organism in Eukaryota, Fungi, Ascomycota, Dothideomycetes, Dothideales, Saccotheciaceae.
AUGACUGCUAGAACUCUGCCCGCUGUCGAAAAGCUUGAUAAUGCGUACAUUGAAGAUGCCUCAAAAACGAUCACGAAUGGGCAACAAGAGGUGAUCAUCCGGGAGUUUGAUCCCAAAUUCAUGAAGAAGACCAUGCUCAAGNUCUAUCUUGCCUCCUCGUUGGACAAGUCUAACCUGGGCAAUGCAAAGUCACUCGGCAUGAUGAAGGAUAUCGGCCAUGAUCCCACCGGCGAUACCUACGCGCUGCUCAAUUCCCUCUACUACGUGAGCUAUGCUCCAUUCAUGGUACCUUUCGCUCUGCUUGGCAAGCGUACACGCAUGGUUUCGGUCCUCACUCUCUGCGCGCUGCUUUGGGGUAUCGCCGCAACGUGUUUUGCUGGUGUACAGAACUACUCGGGCGCCUUUGCAUGCCGUGGUUUUGUCAACGGCAUUGUCGCAUAUGGCGUUUCAUUCAUUCACGUCAAGCUCGAAUCAUGGCGCAUCCUCUUCAUGAUCGAGGGUGGUGCCACAGUAGCGAUAGCGAUCAUCGCGAUCAUUGUGCUGCCAGAUGAUAUCGCAUCUUGCAAGUGGUUCACGGCUGAAGAAAAAGACUACUGUGAGCAUAAUUGA